Messenger RNA from Lathyrus oleraceus (garden pea), 1944 nucleotides. RefSeq lists its product as uncharacterized. The record is from RefSeq and is a predicted model, not a curated record. Lineage: Eukaryota; Viridiplantae; Streptophyta; Magnoliopsida; Fabales; Fabaceae. The coding region runs from base 1 to 1944 and encodes 647 amino acids. The transcript is spliced from 2 exons.
AUGGCUCAAAGAAAUUUAAUUGUUUCUAUCCAUUCCGAAGGGCCACUUUUCACAGAUCCAAGUGAGGGAUUCUCAUUUUGCAAUACGAAUUUAACUAUGUUCAAAAUCCACAUCAACUCCGACUUUCAUCAUUUAAAAGACCGUAUUGAAAAAAAGUUGCAACGUUAUGUUGAAGACAUCAUUUAUCGUCAACCAUUAUCUAAUGGAGAUGAUAAUACCGUCUUUUACAUAAUGACACCCAUUGAGACCGACGAAGAUGUCAGGUCGAUGUUUCAAUGUCAUGUAACAUUAUCUCAAUUACCCAACAUUGAGAUAUAUGUUCGUCUAGUCGAUAAUCUUGAAGAACAACCGAGUCACAAUGAAUAUGUUGAAGAACAACCGACUCACAACGAAAAUCACGGUUAUCCAACGCAAUUUGUACAGUCACACGACUAUGGAAUGAGUCAAGCCAUUGACGAAGAGCCGACUCAAAAUAAUGAACCUUUCAUACCAAAUGAAGAGGUAGGCGAGAAUAGUAAGGAUAAUCUUGAGGAGGUUCGAUUUGAAGAUCUAUUUGGUGUUAGCGAUGACGAUGGCAAUGAGGACAUAUUCAACACACCGACCGUUGUACUAAGAGCGCAACCAAUUAGUUUGUACAACCCACCUGCACACAUGCAAAACAUAAGUUUGGAUGAUGUUGAACCAAUCUCCGUUUUUGGCAGUUUCAUACCAACUCACAAUUUUGACGAAAUAGAGGAGGGCAUCGAGUACGAAGAUAAGGAAGAGUGUGUUUUGGCGUUGCAACAAUGGCAUAUAAAACGUAGUCUAGAUUUUUCUGUGGUUAAAUCUGACAAUGUACGUUUUGUCAUCAAAUGUAGAAAUUCAACAUGCAAUUUCAAAUGCAGGGUCUCUUUGCGCAAGGGCAACUCAAGGUGGAGAGUUGGUAAGUCUAGUGGGCCUCAUACGUGCACAACCACUUCCAUGUCACAAGACCAUACAAAACUCAGUUCAGAAAUGAUUAGCAAGAGCAUAAUGGAGGUUGUAAAUCGGGACGCUUCUCUUAAGGUGAAGGUUAUCAUCGCUCAUGUUGUUGAGAAAUACAGGUAUAUCAUAUCAUACAAAAAGACAUGGAUUGCAAAGUGUAAGGCAAUUGAGUCGCUGUAUGGAAAUUGGGAGACAUCUUACAACGAUCUUCCGCAGUGGAUACUGGUAAUGAAAACAUAUCUACCAGGUACCAUUAUAGAAUUACAAUCCUUACCUGUGAUUUCAAAUGAUGGUUCAUACUUGGGUGACCAAAGGAUAUUUCAUCGUCUGUUUUGGGCAUUUAGACCAUGUAUACGUGGUUUCGCGUAUUGUAAACCAAUUGUGCAGGUUGAUGGAACUUGGUUUAAUGGCAAGUACAAAGGGACUCUGUUGAUGGUUGUGGCACAGGAUGGGAACGGGAACAUAUUUCCGAUAGCAUUCGCAUUGGUUGAAAAUGAGAUAAAGGAAGCAUGGAGUUUCUUUCUUAAGAAUUUGAGAAUGCAUGAAUCGAUAAAGAGUGCAUACAACAACCCGGAAAAUGGAUGGCAGUUUCCUCCUUCAUCACACGUCUAUUGCAUUAGACAUAUCGCGCAAAACUUCAUGCGCGAGAUUAAAGACAAGGAUCUGCGGAAAAUAGUUGUUAACAUGGGUUAUGCGUUAACAGAGGCAACAUUUAACUACUAUCGGGGGGAAAUCCGAAGAACAAACAACGACGCUUUAUCAUGGAUAGACAACAUCCCUCGGGAGAAGUGGACAAGGGCAUUUGACGGAGGGCAACGCUGGGGUCACAUGACAAUUAACCUAGCUGAAGCAAUGAACUCGGUGCUAAAAGAAACCCGAAACCUUCCAAUCACUGCAUUGGUCAAAUCUACGUACUAUCGUUUAGGAUCACUAUUUGGUAGAAGAGGCCAUCAGUGGACAAAAAUGUUAGCCUCUGGGUAG